CUGGCAACUCGUAGUGUGAUUUCAGCUUUACGAUAUAUGAUAUAGUCUCUUAAAGUAAUUCCAUGAUUGUAACCUAUGUAUAUUGCAUACACGUGUUAAUUUUUCCUCAUUCGAUUAAAAAGUUUAUAUAAAAGCUAAAUACAGAAAUGGUUGACGUUAAGAUAAAAAAACGUAAAGUUUCUAAAAAAACAAAGAAAUCUUGGCGCAAACACGUCGAUAUCAAAGAUGUGGAUAAAUUUUUAGAUGAUAAAAGAUUAGAAGAAAGAUUGGGUGUUCCUUUUUCGGAACGUGUGGAUUCUGAGCUAUUUAUCAUCGACAAAUCUGAAACUAUUACAAAUACUUUUUCCAAACAAGCUGCCAGGCUAGCUUUAAAGAAUAAGGAACCAAAAUGUUUUGCUUCUCUAAAGCCACAUACGCAAGUUCCUGAUCCGAUUUGUAAAAGGAAUCAUGUAAAAAUAAAAAAAAAGAAAGAAGUUUUAAAGAAUAGAACACUCACAAAAACUGCUAUAAAUGAUAUUAAUAAAAAAAAAGAAAUUGAAGGUGAUGCAUGGGCUGACACAGAUGUAUUACCAAAAACAAUCACUGAUUGGAUGUCUUCAGACAGUAUUAGACAUACAAUCAAACAUUUUGGAGUGCAAAAAAGAAAAUUGCCUUCAUCAUUACAUAAAAAACCAUCUGUUUUACCAGCAGUGGAAGCACCACAUCCAGGUUCAUCUUACAAUCCAUCAUAUGUUGAUCAUCAAGAUUUGCUUCAUCAAAUUGCUGAGAAAGAAUUAGAAUUUAUAAAACAAGAGGAACAUCUUGAUCGAGUCACUACUAAAAUGUUUAAGAAGAUUCCACAAAAUAAAAAAGAAGAGUACUUAUUAAGAGAAAUGUCAGAGGGCUUGCCAACAAAGCAAACAACAAAUUUAAAAUCUGCUGAAGAAGAUGAUAAUGAAGAAGAUUUGUCUAUUACAAUGGCAAAUAGUAAACCUGUGAAAAAUGUCAAAAAAACUCUUGUGCAGAGAAGAAAACAACGAGAACAAAAACAAGCAGCUUAUACACGUAAAAUGAUGAAAAUCAAUAAAAAGAUAGUUUCUGAUAUCUACAAACUGAAAAAUUUCGAACAACAAAUAGAAAUUAAAGAGAAGAAGCUAGAAUUUUUGAGACAAAAACGAAUGAUGAAACGUGAAAGAGAGUCUCUUAUGCCAAAAACUUUAAGUAAAACUAAAUUUGAGCCCUUGGAUCCUGAUUUUCAGUUAGCAGAAGAAUUGACUGGCAAUUUAAGGAACUGUAAGCCCUCCAUGAGUUUAUUAAAAGACCGAUACAAGUCGCUUCAACAGAGAAAUAUUAUUGCACCAGCUAUCAUAAAAUUGAAACGUGAUAAAGCAAAGGUGAAGAAAUUUGUGAAACCAGAUCAUAAAAUAAACCUGGAUGCUGUCAAGUUACGACUUAAUAAGGUUUAAUACUCUUAUUAAUUUGAAAUAAUAUAUAUUUUCUUUAUCUAAUAACUUAUAUCUGUCCACUCUAUUAUUGAAAAAAAUAUUUAAAUAUGAAAAUGAGGAAAAAAUGAAUAAAUAUG
Molecule: messenger RNA, 1561 nt
Organism: Camponotus floridanus (Florida carpenter ant)
Lineage: Eukaryota; Metazoa; Arthropoda; Insecta; Hymenoptera; Formicidae
Product: ribosome biogenesis protein NOP53
Exons: 4
Coding region: 147-1445 (432 amino acids)
Biological process (GO): rRNA processing; ribosomal large subunit assembly
Cellular component (GO): nucleolus
Molecular function (GO): 5S rRNA binding
Source: RefSeq, a predicted model, not a curated record